This is a messenger RNA of Brassica napus (rape), 465 nucleotides long. RefSeq lists its product as uncharacterized. The transcript has a single exon. Gene Ontology annotation, molecular function: aspartic-type endopeptidase activity. Gene Ontology annotation, biological process: proteolysis. NCBI's taxonomy places the organism in Eukaryota, Viridiplantae, Streptophyta, Magnoliopsida, Brassicales, Brassicaceae. The record is from RefSeq and is a predicted model, not a curated record. The coding region runs from base 1 to 465 and encodes 154 amino acids.
AUGGAUCCCAACCAAGUCCAACCUGAUCGCAUCGGAUCUAUCGAUCUCAAACUCCUCAGAUCGGACAAAUCGAUCACGACAAGAGAGGUCGUUAAUUUCAAUAAACGCUCCCGUACCUUGCGGGGAACGAUUAACAGUCACACCAUCACUGCAUUCGAAGAUGCACCACAGAAAGGGGAAAUCUUGACUUUCCACGAGCAUGAAACUGUAAAGCUCGAUAUGCCCCAUGAUGACGCCUUAGUGAUCGCGUUAGAAGUAGGAGGCGUCGCCCUCUCGAAAAUUCUCGUCGAUACCGGAAGUGCUGUUAACGUCAUUUCACAAGAAACGCUACGGUCGCUCGAACAACCGGCCCCAAAGAUCAGACGGGAAGCGAACCCCCUCGCCAGUUUCGAAGGAAGGUCGAUCCUUUCACUCGGGGUCGUGUUAUUAACUAAGAAAGCUUGUAACCUAAGGCGAAAAACAUAA